This is a messenger RNA of Effrenium voratum, 1636 nucleotides long. Lineage: Eukaryota; Dinophyceae; Suessiales; Symbiodiniaceae. The record is from the annotation of a GenBank genome assembly.
AUCAGCUGAUGUCGUUUUCAAUGCCAGUGCUGUAGCGGGACAGUGAUGGCAGAAGGCCGUGGCACACGGCACCGCAAGCGCCAGCGGCACCGCAGCAGAAGCCAAGGUCGCCCAAGCAGCGGUAGCCACAGGUCGCAAAGCGUCCAGGGCGCAGGCUCAAAGCGGGAGCGGCGCAGGCGCCAGGGGCGAGCCAGUGGCAGGCGCACCCGCUCGGGCGAGAGGUCGCCUCGGCACCGCGAUGGCGGGCCGCCGCACAUCGAGGUGGAGCCGGGCACGGCGUUGGGCGAAGAAGGCCGCUACGUGGUGGAGGAGGUCUUCGGAGAUGGCGCCUCUGGGCGCGUGCUUGGCUGUUGCGACAAGAUGACGGGGGAGAUGGUGGCCGUGAAGGUGGCCAGACCUGCCAGACGCCAGCGGAGGCACGCUGAAACCGAAGUGGCCAUGCUGCAAAAGAUGCAGCGCCACGACCGCGAGCUGGCACAGCGCCACGUGGUGCGCCUUCUGGACGUCUUUGAGCAUGAGCUGAGCUUCUUUUGCAUCGUCAUGGAGCCGUUGGCCAUGAACCUGCGCGCCCUUCUGCAAGAGGGCGAGGGAGGGCUCUACAUGGCCGACAUCCGACUCAUGGCGUUGCAGUUGGUGCAAUGCCUGGCUUUCUUCAGCAGCAUGGGCCUGGCGCAUGGUGACCUGAAGUGCACCAACGUCAUGCUGCGGAAGCCAGACUUCGAGCUGCGCCCGCACCCGAGGCUGUCGGAUCCCGACGCCAUGGCGGCCAGACCGCGGUGGCCCUUUGAGGUGGUGGUCAUUGACUUUGGCUUAGCCAACGUCACAGAGCCGGAAACCAGUCCGGAGGCUUUCCUGUUCACACGCGAAGGCCCAAAGAGCCGCCUGCGGGUGGGCGCGCGACACAUCCGAGCGCCGGAGGUGAUCCUGGGCCUGGACUGGGGUUGUGCUGCCGACCUUUGGAGCCUCGGUUGCUUGCUGGCGACGGUCUACACGGGGGAGCGCCUUUUUCCGGCACCUCGGGACAACGAAACCGCCACGCCUGACACCGCAGCCGACGUCGUUUUUUCGCCUCAGGUCCAUGAUGAGAUGGAGCACCUGGGGGCGGUAGAGCUCCUUGCCUCCUUGCCUCCUUGCCUUGUGUCAGUGGAGGGCCGUUCCCAACUCGAUCUCAGGCACGUCACCCAGCAGCGCAUCCCGACCUACAUGGCCAGCCAAGUUGCAGAACGAAUCCUGGAGAAAGGCGUGGCUUUCGACCCGGCGGGCCGCUUACUGUGGCCUGACUGCGCCGACAACGACCAACAGGUACAGCAUGUAGAGGAUAUGCCCACUGUCACAGAGUUUGUGCUGGAGAGGCAUCAUCACUUCCUCGCAUUUCUGCAAGGCCUGAUGGACAUCGACCCCAGGCGACGCCUGACAGCUACCAUGGCCUUGCAGCAUCCUUUUCUCCACAAGGAGCUUGUGACCGAGCUGGACAGUGAGGAGUGACUGUCACCGGCGGCAUUCCCAGCGGCCCAUGGCCGUGCACUAUAGGCAUUUGGCACAGGGUCAGAACAAUUAGCUGCGAUUCGGCCGUCCAAGAUGGCGCCACGGACACUGCAGAUCAGACUUGCCAGCAUAGCGCACGUCAGACGGUGUC